AGAAGAUGUUUAGUAGUCUCGUCUCAUCGCCAUCAACAUCUUCAUAUCAAAGUCAAGCAAGAUCGGGAAAAGAUUCGAGCAAUAAAAAACAAAUAUAAAAACGAGUGAAAUACUAAAUUUUUCAGAUAAAAAUACGCCACAGCACCACCUCCGAACACCAUACACCGGGAAGUGGCAAUUAUUGUAGUACGAGUAUCAGAAUAAGAAUUUUUCUGUUUGCCAUAUGUCAACGACAAACUGUCAAUCUCGCAAACCUUAAACGACUAAAAACAAAAGCUCCCCCAUAUAACUACCAAACGAACUCUCGGUCUCGGUCUCGGAUUAGCUUGAGCUUUGCUCAUUCAAAUAAGAGGCCAGCUUUGGACGCACGCUUCGUAGGCAAUCAAAACUCUCUGCGAGCUGUGACACUUUGAAACCUAUCCGGCGUUGUCGCAUCGUAUUUCGUAUUCGUAUCUUUGAGAUACAUGGUCGUGUGCUCGGUUGUUGUGAUAAUCGAACAAAACGUGUAUCUAAAUCGGUUCUAAAAAAAAAGCAAAAAGAAAAUAGAAUUUGUUUUUGUUGAUUUCCUUUUGCUUUUAAUUAAGGAUCAUAGAGAAAGUGAUCAGUUUGAAGAUUUGUAAACAGUUUUUUUUAACAGUUAUAAACCAAGUGGACGUGUUUUGAAUUUUAAAAAAUUUCAAAUUAUGGCUAUUUUGCGAACAUCGAUCUUAUCGAUCGUUCUGUGUGUACUUCUGUUGGGUACCAAUUUCGAACGAUGCAAUGGAUCAAAGCAAUACAAUCGCUAUUUGUCGCAUUUAUUUAACAAAUAUGGCAGCGGUGGAACAAUGUCUUUUGAGGGCCUAGAACAUUUGAUGUACAACUUGGGACUUGGAGAACUUGAAUUUAGUCCAACUCAUACAAUUGAAGAACAUCAUCCAAAUGGCUAUAAAAUACCAGACUUUAUUAGCAAUCAUGAUUAUAAUAGUUUAAUUGAAGAAGAAUCACUUACUCCACCUUUGAUGGAGGAAGAAGAUGUUCGAGUUGUUACUGAAGGAACUAUUCGAAAGGAUGCUAUGGUAGCGCCAAGAAUUCAAGGAACUAAAAACACUUUAACUGCUGCACAAGUGACAGAUGAAAAGAGUGGUAUCGAUAAUGAUGAUAAUAAUUUAUCUAAGAAUAAUAUGAACUUUAGGGAAAUGCAUGAUCCACUGCACAGACAUCCGAGGGACCAUGCUGAGCAUUCUAACUCAAACGUGUGCCUUUCACCGAAGUCAUUACUCCGACUUGUCAUCGAUCAUGAUGAUCUUCACAAAAAGAAGCUUUACAAAACAUUGAAUUCAGAUGGAACGAGUGACAAUACUCAUCAUAAUCAUGAUGAUCAUGAUUUUGAACAUGAAUACAAUGAAUUUAUAAAUACUGUCAAACUUACACCUGUUGGAUUUAUGAAGCUUUGUCCGGCUUUGUUGGCGCAAAUUGAUCAGCAAGUCUGUGUUCAGCCAGUUUCAUUGUCAAACAUGCAAGAUAAAGAUGAUUUUCUUUUGAAUGCUUGGAUCUAUGCUUCAGGAUCGAUCUUCAUUCUGUCAGCUUGUGGACUUCUUGGAAUUCUCAUAGUACCAUUGAUGAAAACGAUUGCCUAUCAGGAGAUUCUUAAAUUUUUGGUUGCCGUUGCUGUUGGCACUCUCAGUGGAGAUGCUCUGAUGCAUCUCAUUCCACAUGCCUUAUCAGCUGCCAGUGAAUCAUCAUCGCACUCAGAAUCAUCGUCGGGAAGAGACAGCCAUCAUGAUCACAGUGGUCCAGUGUGGAUAUGUGCUUGUGCGUUUGUAACUGCAGUUUUUAUGUACGUUUUGGAAACUCUUCUGCCCUUGCUAAAAGGAUCGGAUUCAAGUCAUGGCCAUUCCCAUGGUCAUACUCAUGGUCACUCUCAUGGACAUGCCACUGUGGAAGGCUCACCUGCGCCAGCUCCACCGCCAGUUGAAGCUGCUCCAACAGGAACCGAGUCGAGGGAGAUAAAUGUCAUGCUCGAUGAGUUGAAGAAAGACAAGAAGGGCGGUUCAAGGCCCAUGACGCCUGUUGCUUUCAUGGUCAUUAUUGGAGAUGCCCUUCACAAUUUGACCGAUGGUCUUGCCAUUGGUGCUGCCUUUGCCAGCGAUCCAGUUACUGGAUUGGCCACUGCCUUAGCCGUUCUUUGCCACGAAUUGCCCCAUGAGUUGGGUGAUUUUGCUCUGCUCCUUCAAACUGGAAUGAGCAUUCAACGAGCUGUUCUACUCAACAUCGUCUCAUCGGUGUUAAGUUUUGUUGGAAUGGCCAUAGGGCUGUUAAUUGCAGGAGUCCAUACAAAUAUGACUCAGUGGAUUUAUGCAGCAACAGCUGGUUCAUUCCUUUAUAUCGCUUUUGCGGAUUUAAUACCAGCGAUGUCAAUGGAGGGGAAGAAAAACUUGAAAAAUUCUCUAAUUCAAGUUGCGGGAAUUUUAGUUGGUGGUGCUAUAAUGAUGGCCAUAGCUUUAAAUGAAGAUUCCUUACAGAAAUUGUUCCAAUAGUAGAAUAUUCCUAAGAAAAUAUUUGUUCUUAAUUUAAUUUUUAUUUAUAUUUAGUUUCAAUAUUUUUUGUUUUGAACUUUUGUUUCUGUCUUUUUUUUCGAGAAUCUACUAUCAUAGUGCUGUGAAGUUUCAUAGGGUAAAAUAAUAUAUUGCCAAUUUAAAUAUAUAUGUAUGUCAUGUCGCGUCGUCGUAUUUUUAGUUAUAAAUUGUAUAAACGUUAAUAUACAUUUAUUUUUUAUGGCUGCCAAAACUAUAAGAAUUUAUACCUAUUAUUAUUAAUUGUUAAGUUUAUUGUUACAUAUUAGAUAUUUUGUAUAUAAAUACAAUUUAUUUUACAAAAA
Messenger RNA from Eupeodes corollae, 2857 nucleotides. RefSeq names its product zinc transporter ZIP10 (gene Zip71B). Gene Ontology annotation, molecular function: zinc ion transmembrane transporter activity. The coding region runs from base 684 to 2516 and encodes 610 amino acids. The record is from RefSeq and is a predicted model, not a curated record. Gene Ontology annotation, cellular component: membrane. The transcript has 4 exons. Lineage: Eukaryota; Metazoa; Arthropoda; Insecta; Diptera; Syrphidae. Gene Ontology annotation, biological process: zinc ion import across plasma membrane; intracellular zinc ion homeostasis.